Molecule: messenger RNA, 2070 nt
Organism: Fraxinus pennsylvanica
Lineage: Eukaryota; Viridiplantae; Streptophyta; Magnoliopsida; Lamiales; Oleaceae
Source: the annotation of a GenBank genome assembly
AUGCCUUUUUGCGUCCAUAUAUCAUUUGGCAUUGACUCAUUUGUCCCAAUGCCUUUGGAAAGUUCACUUUUUCUGUCUAGUUCUUGGGAUUACAAGCCUUUACCAAACCUCCUCACCCCACCUCUCUCCCUCUCCCUCUGCACUGCCUCUGUAAAAUCUUUUUGUGUGCCUCGAGGCUUCGAUCCAAUCUUGAUAUAUUUUCUUGUGCACCUAGCCUGUGAUGAGAUGCAUUUUGAAGGGUUUAGCACUAGUAAAUUGCCCGAACUGGUUAGGCACAAACGUUCCAAGAGCUCCCCAAAUGGCAGUAGACUUCAGGACGAUGAUUUGGAUCAUUCUACCGAUGAAGCUGGUCUACGACAGAAAUUGGAUAUGGGACACUUAGAUAAUUGUGCCAAUGUCAAGAAGGAACAACAAUCUAAUGCUGAGAUUCAAAAUUCUCUGAGGCAAGAGAUAUUGCAUCUUGAAAAAAGAUUACAAGACCAAGUUUCUGUUCGCUGUGCUCUGGAAAAAGUAUUGGGUUAUAGGGUAUCUGGCCAUGAUAUAACAGAUGAAAUCGCAAUGCCUAAGCCGGCCACAGAACUCAUCAAGGAAAUUUCAGUGCUAGAAGUAGAAGUCGGACAUUUGGAACAGUAUCUUCUUUCACUGUACAGGAAAGCAUUUGAUCAACAAAUGUCUUCGUUAUCUCCUACUAAGAAGAAUGAUGUAUUGAAAUCACCCUUGGCAACUCCAAGGAGAAGGUGCCUAGAUUUUUCAAGAUCAGGUUUGAUGUCAGCGAGUGAAAAAUUGGCACCCGAAUUUGAUGAUCAUUCCAAUUCAUGGAAGGAAGGCAUUGGUCAAUAUGAGGAGAAGCUCGAUGAUUCUGGUGUUCAACGUUCUCACUCUGCACUAUCUCAGCGUACAACACAGUCAAACAGAACAUCUCCUCCUGUAGAGGUCUCGUGUAAAGCUGUGCGCGCAUGUCAUUCCCAACCAUUAUCCAUGAUGGAGUAUGUAGAGAAUACCUCUUCAAAUGUGAUUACUCUGGCAGAGCAUCUUGGUACACGUAUUUCUGAUCACAUUCCAGAGACACCAAACAAGCUUUCUGAAGAUAUGAUCAAGUGCAUGUCCACUAUAUAUUGCAAGCUUGCUGAUCCGUCAUUGACAAAUCAAGGCCUUUCAUCACCCACUUCAUCUUUGUCAUCUAUCAGUGCAUUUUCUCCUAAAGAUCAACGUGACUUGUGGAGUCCUGGCUACAAAAAUUAUUCUUCUUUCGAUGUUCGGCUGGAUAAUCCUUUUCAUGUGGAAGGACUGAAAGAUUUUAGUGGACCUUACAGCACAAUGGUCGAAGUACAAUGCAUAUACAGAGAUAGUCAGAAAUUGGGUGAUAUCGAACCCUUGUUACAGAAUUUUAGGUCACUUAUUUCUCGUUUGGAAGUCAUAGACCCUAGAAAGAUGUUGAAUGAGGAGAAAUUAGCAUUCUGGAUCAACGUACACAAUGCUUUGGUGAUGCAUGCAUUUUUGGCUUACGGUAUCCCUCAAAACAAUAUGAAGCGAAUGUUACUACUGUUGAAGGCUGCCUAUAAUGUUGGAGGUCAAAUUGUUAGUGCAGAUCUUAUACAGAAUUCUAUCCUGAAAUGCCGAAUGUCUCGCCCCGGACAGUGGUUUUGGUCACUACUUUCUUCAAGAACAAAAUUCAAGGCCGGUGAUGAGCGACAAGCAUAUGCAAUUGAACGUCCUGAACCCCUCCUGCACUUUGCACUUUCAUCUGGGAGCCACUCUGAUCCUGCGGUUCGCAUUUACACACCGGAAAGGAUAUUUCCAGAUCUAGAAGCAGCAAAAGAAGAAUACAUUCGAGCUACUUUUGGCGUUCGGAAAGACAAGAAAAUCCUGUUACCGAAAAUCGUCGAGUCGUUCACCAAGGAUUCAGGUUUGUGUCCUGCUGGCGUUUUGGAGAUGAUCCAACGUUCAUUACCCGAGUCCCUAAGAAAAAGCAUUAAGAAACGUCAGCUGGGGAAGUCUCGCAAAAGUUUUGAAUGGGUUCCACACAAUUUCACUUUCAGGUAUCUCAUUAUGAAAGAGCUGGCCAAGUGA